UCGACAACCACAUUACAGGAAACACAACAUGGCACCAACAAGUGGAAGCCCAUCAUCCCACGCCCUGGGACCUGCCCUAGCCAAACGCGCCGCCCUCCUUGUCUCUACCACCACUCUCCUAACAACAACAACAACAACAACAACAACCCGGCGGGACCUCUCCCUCCAAUCCGACACCCAAAAAAUCACUCUCGGCAUCAUCUUCGCCUACAUGCUCGCCAUCUUCAUCCUCUGGAACGUGCCCUACAUCCGCUCCAUCCUCUGGCCCUUCAAGAUGCUCGUCAUCGCCUUCCACGAGUUCGGCCACGCCAUCACCUGCGUGCUCACCGGCGGCCGCGUCCUCUCCAUCAGCUUGGACCCGCGCGAGGGCGGGGUGACGCACAUGCAAGGUGGCCGGAGCGGACUAACCUUGCCGGCGGGGUAUUUGGGGAGUUCACUGAUCGGGGCGCUAUUGACGUUUUGCGGAUUCGAUAUCGUGGCGAGCAAGGUGGCUAGUUUUGUGGUGGGCGGGUGUUUUCUGUUGACGUUAUGGUGGGGGAGGAGGGAUUGGUUGACGAUCGGCACGAUCCUGGCGGCCGUUGGGUUGUUGGUCGGGUGUUGGUUUAUUGCGCAUGCGGAGGCGUUGAGGUAUGUGGUGCUGUUUAUUGGGGUCAUGAGUUCGUUGUAUAGUGUUUGGGAUAUUUGCGAUGAUUUGAUCUUGCGCAAAGUCAACAGCUCGGAUGCCAGUGUCUUUGCAAAGAGAUACGGAGGUUCUUCGCAGUGCUGGGGAGUCAUCUGGUCUAUUAUCUCGUUGGGCUUCAUGGCCUGUGGCAUCAUUGCCGGUAUUGCUGCGUUUCCGCAAACGAGGGCCCAGCAGCAGGAAGAUUCGCAGCAUUUCAUUCCGACCAAGUUCUGAUGAUGGAUUUAACGUCCCGGUGUGUUCGAGGGAAGGAAGCAUGUGUUGGUUGCACAAUUGGCGUUGGAUCAUUGAAACCUGGAAGUCAUGAUAUCAUGGAGGCAUGGACCCAGAAAGAGCCUGGUCAUGGAAGGUACGGUUGAAGACGUGGAGUUGAUGAUACCCGUUGGCUUUUGUUUAGGAUCAAUUGGAUGGAGGGUUGAACACAGCAAACAUUGUUCGUUUCGUGCAUAAAAACGUGCGGUAUUGACAAACUACUGCGUCUUAAUGGUUAUAACCCUCGUUUUA
Neurospora tetrasperma FGSC 2508 is the source of this 1183-nucleotide messenger RNA. RefSeq lists its product as uncharacterized. NCBI's taxonomy places the organism in Eukaryota, Fungi, Ascomycota, Sordariomycetes, Sordariales, Sordariaceae. The transcript has 2 exons. The coding region runs from base 29 to 895 and encodes 288 amino acids. The record is from RefSeq and is a predicted model, not a curated record.